Thrips palmi is the source of this 1826-nucleotide messenger RNA. Its product is annotated as ADP-ribosylation factor-like protein 13B. The transcript is spliced from 11 exons. Bases 84 to 1469 code for a protein of 461 amino acids. Gene Ontology annotation, molecular function: GTP binding; GTPase activity. The record is from RefSeq and is a predicted model, not a curated record. Lineage: Eukaryota; Metazoa; Arthropoda; Insecta; Thysanoptera; Thripidae. Gene Ontology annotation, biological process: non-motile cilium assembly; receptor localization to non-motile cilium. Gene Ontology annotation, cellular component: ciliary membrane; non-motile cilium.
CUUCUGAAGCGAGCUCCGUGAUUCGACAAUGAAAAUAGACAUGUCCAGUGAGGCUUUGCCUCUUAAGUCUCAGCUGUACAAGAAUGGGAAACUGUUGUGCACAGGUGAAGCUUGUAAGAAACAGAGUGACUAUAAGAAGGCGAAGGAAAAUUGUUCUUCUACUCGUGGGCCUUGACAAUUCUGGUAAAACUGCGACUGCCAAAGGAUUGUUGAAAGAAAAUAUGCACAGCACUGUACCAACUGUAGGAUUUAGUUCUUACAAUCUUUUUUAUAAGGGAUAUACUGUUGUUAUUUAUGACCUGGGAGGAGGUCCUCAGAUUAGAGAUAUCUGGUCCCAAUAUUAUGUUGAUGUGCAUGGCAUAAUUUAUGUGAUUGAUGCUAGUGACACGUCAAGGAUCAAUGAGAGCUGCUCUGUUCUGCAAAGGCUUCUUACUCACGACAAGCUAAAAGGGAAACCUCUCCUCCUUCUAGCUAAUAAGCAGGAUGUUGAUGGAGCACUUGAUGAGAUUGAUGUUGUAGAAAGACUUAAUCUGGAGGCCAUAGUCAAUGAACAAAAAUGUCCUACUUUGGUAGAAACCUGUUGUGCUGUGCCUCCUCCAAGUGAUUCUAAGCUCCGAAAGGCAUACCAAGAUCCAGGAAUACAGAAUGGUUACAGAUGGAUUUUGAACAUAAUAAUCAAAGAUUACAAUGCCUUAAAUAGCAGAGUUGAAAUGGAUUCUAAAAUUGCUCAAGAUGAGCUGAUGGUGGAGAAAGAAAAUCGCAGGAAAAGGGUAGAAGAGGAGCGUAGAAAAAGAGAAGAAAUUGAGAGCACUGUAAUCAUUCCACUUCGAGACAGUUCUCCUGAAAGUUGUAAAAGCAGAAUCAUCACUGUCCAGUCUUCAUCGGAAGGCAUUGGUACAGCUCAGGAACCAAUAUCUGAAGAAGCCGCACACCCCUCUGAUUCACAGGACAGUGGGUGCACAGAUCAAAAUGGAUUCGUGGAAGCGGAUGCAAACUCCUUGAACACAAUCAAAAGUACAGAUAGUGCUGUCAAAUUCGAUGAUAAAAUUGAAGCAACUGAAAAUACAAAGGAAAAAAAACAUUUUUUAAAGAAGAAUUUUAUGAAGCGCACAAACAGAACUGCUCCUGCCAAUGUACCCCAUGAUGAAACAAAAGGUUCAGGAUCACAACCAGCUGCGAGACAUAGAUUGCCCCCUUUGACUCCACCUCCCAACCACGUUAAAAUGUUUGAAGUUAAGUCUUCUAAACGAUCCAGACUUGUUACAUCUAUGAGUCUGUCAUUUGAUAAAAGUGAGUCUGAGCUAACUGAUGAGGAUAGGUCCCUUAAUUUAGUCAGUUUUCCUUCAGAUUGGAAAUUAUUGAAACAGUCAAAAGGACAUGAAGAUGGUUUGAACGGUUCAAAUAAUGAAGACAGCUUUGGAAAAACGUUUGUUGUUUCCAGUGGUGCUCCUACCUUAGUAAAAAAGUAAUGAUAAGCGUUUUUUACUGUAUGAUGAAUUGCGAAGUUUAAAGGAAAGACUUGCUGAUUGAGUUCACUGCUUCUGGACAUUCCCUUUGUUACUGAAAUUCAUAUCCGUACUUGCGAGCACUUGUCCAGAAGGAUUGAACUGCCUAUCAAGAUAUCGCAUAUGUUUUGUGAAACAUAAGUUUUAUACUACUGACUUGGUCCAACUACUAUUAUUAAUUCUUUGUCACUAGUCUUUGUGACAUAUUGUGUACAUCUAGUCAGGAAAAGCAUCUAGGUUUGUAACUUGUAGAUACUUUUCCCACCCGUUAUUGGCCAUCUGUAACAUAUAGAAUAAACUCAGAGAAUGACAAAGAGGUAC